GGAAAAUGUACUGGAAUAUAAGUCCCGGUGGUGGGACCAUCCGGGGUCUGCGGCCUUUCAUCGGCCAUGUGGUUGGCGGAGGCGCUGAGGUGAGCAUCGGGGGAUUGACUGAGAACACUUCUCCAUAUUUACCUCUAUCUCCGGCUAAUUGGAGAAAAAGUGAUCCACGAUGCCUCCGGCUAAGGCAAAGAAACCUGCAACGCCCGGGAAGAAGGAGGAGAAGGGCGAAGCCAAGAAGCCACUGCAGGAGAAGAAACCAGAGAAUGCCCCAGCAAAGGCCAAGAAGGAAGGUGCCCCCAAACCAGCUCCCAAGAAGAAGGAUCCUGCUGCCAAGCCAGCUGCUGGUGCCGAUGCUGGCAAGGGCAAGGAUAAGACCAAGAAGAGGAAGCUGAAUGAAACAACCACUGCUGGCAAGCCCAAGCCUGCAAGCACUGACGCCAAAAAGAAGAAGGUGGAGAAGAAGGUGGAGGGCAAGGCUGGAGGUGCUGCUCCAAAGGGAAAGAAGCCCGUCAAGAAACAGCUGGCUCCCAAAGUCAAGACCCAGAAGAAACGUUUCAGGCGUAGGAAGCCCGCCCGCGCCGGGAAGCAGGAGAUUGUUGUCUAUGAGGGACGGCGCUAUUUCCUUCUGCCCAGCGGCAGGAUGAGGGCUAUGCUGGAUGUCAACCUUGAGGAAAAUGACAAGAUCGCCAAAGUUGAUGGCACCUUUAUCAAGAAGACUGAUGUUAAGGCUUUUGAAGAGUACAAGGAGUCCAUCAAGAGUUUACCAGCAACUACUGUGAAGAGGAAGCUGAAGCUGAAGUUGGUGAUCCUGAGGAGAAAUAUGAUGAGGGACGUGCUGAAGGAAGCCCGAGCAACCAACAAGCCAAGCCUUGCCACUGCCAAGGAUGCUGGCCGUGAGGUUCAGGUCAUGACCAUGUUCAGGAACACCUGGGUGAGGAAGAAGGCUGUGCCCCGCCUGAUGACUUUCAUCCGCAACAAGACCAUUAAGAUCAAGGCUGUCAGGAAGGGAAAGGGCCCCAAGGAACUAACCGAGGCAGAGCAGAAGACCCUUCAGAGGUACACAAGGAAGAUCCUGCUGGAAGAAAACCUGAAGCUCCGACAGGCCCUCCUCAGCAAGAGACCGAGUGUAGCAGAGAAGCAGAAGUCUGCUGCUAAGCCACAAAAGAAGCCUGCCAAGAAGUCUGCACCAAGUAAGGCUGCCCCCAGCAAAGCAGGUGCUGACAAGAAGCAGAAGCGCCCCGCCAAGAAGGCUGCCAACUAAUGCCCCAUUGUGAGUGGAUCCACCCCCCAGGCCUGGCACAGCUGAAUGGGUUGGUGGCACCACAAGGGAGCUGGAUAGAGCAGCGAUGAGGGGCUGGUACCAAGACUCAUGUGCUACCUGUGGUAUUCUCAGUCACCACAUAUAUCACAUGAAUUAAGUUUAUAAUGCUUACAAGUAUAGCUUUUGAUCAAUAGGUUGUAAAGGAUUAUUAUGGAGUUUAUAUAUCUUUCAUUUAGACAAAAAUUUAUCCUAAUGAUUAGUUUACAUGACAAGCUGUAAGGUACCUUGACAUUAUGCAGUAUGAGAAUGUAAAAAUUUUUUUUUGUUUGAUAUAAAUAAGUUUAGUUUGCAUAGUUGGUAGUCUAUUAAUUAUUUUAAUAAUUUUUAACAAAGGUUUGGAUGUGCAAUGUAAUACUGCCAAGAUGUCAUGUCAACUGAAGGUGAUGGGAGAUGUUUACUUUGGUUAUAGUAGAAGUCUGCCAAUCACUGUGUACUCGUGGAAUUGCAUUUUUGUACUGCCUGGAGUCUUAUUGCUUGCAUAUCUUCCAUUGACCUUGGAUGUGAAUGUUUGGGAUUAAGCAUUUAAAACUUACCCAGUCCCUAA
This is a messenger RNA of Scylla paramamosain (green mud crab), 1865 nucleotides long. RefSeq names its product troponin I-like. The transcript has 5 exons. Bases 170 to 1261 code for a protein of 363 amino acids. Lineage: Eukaryota; Metazoa; Arthropoda; Malacostraca; Decapoda; Portunidae. The record is from RefSeq and is a predicted model, not a curated record.